GAUUUUGGCUACUUCCUCGGUAGACAAGGGGCUGGGCAGGCUGAGGAAGUGCACUGUUUUGCAGGAGGAGAUCCAGUGCCAGGAGAUACCUCUGCGAGGAAAGAUUAAAGGCUCCAAAAAUAUCCAGGAUGGUGGCAUAGCUAUUGACAGGAAUUCCGAUUGGAUCCUGGCUUGCCUGCAGAAGAAGCACCGCCGAGCCUUCACCACUACCGAGGACAUGAAUGGAGUCUGUACUCUGCUCACCACUGACUUGCGCAGCACAGCUUUCCUCAACCUCACCAAGAUCGUUGAGACCAAAUUAAACAGCAUUCAAAGUAAAAACAGCAGAGACAAGAUGACCGACACCAGCAGCUCUGUCAGCACAGACAUCAGCAGUGCUUGCGGUGAGCUUUUGGGCAGCGCAGGGAACAACCACAUGUGCAAAGAACUGGGAACAGAGAUUGCUGUCAUUCUGGGUGGAUCAGAGAACACCAAGUCAGAUGAUUUCCAAAAUGCCAAGACAUCUAUCCUCAAUAUGAUGAAGUCAAUGUGGCAGAAAUGCUCAAAGAUCAGGUUUGCUGUAGUGCAGUAUGGAGCACAGAUCCAAACUGAACUGAGCCUGCAAGAAAGCUGCAACAGACUAACUGCUUUCUUCAAGGUCCGAAACAUCAAGCAGCAGAGCUCAGGGACUGACAUUGCAGCCACACUGCAGCAUGUGUUGGAUAAAGUCUUUGAUGGAAGCCAUGACUCCAGCCAGACUGGUGACAAGAUAAUCAUUGUCAUGGCAUCUGGGCAAGUGUUUCUGGAAAACCAUAGAUUGAGAAAUGUGAUGAACUCCCUGGAAAUGGCUAUGGUCAAACUCUAUGCUCCUGGGAUUGGAGAGUUCAUUAGCAACCAGUGGGUCCCAGAAGAGUUGCAGAAAGUUGGAAGUGACUGGUUUAUGCUGUCCACAUAUGAAGAUUUUGACAGUUUCCUUUCAGAGUUGGAGAGAGAGACUCUGAAUGGUUCAGCUGCAAAUAUUCCAAUUGAAGCACCAGAGCACAGAAACACUGAUGACAGUGGUGACAGCAAGCUCCCUUCCUGGAUGGAGGAGGACAAAGAGGAAGAGGAGGAAAAUGGCUUGCCUUCUGGAACAGAGAUUGCUUUUAUCCUGGAUGGAUCAGGGAGCAUUGAUCCAGGGGAUUUUGAAAGGGCAAAAGCAUUCAUCCACAAGAUGAUGAAAACACUGUAUGAGAAGUGCUUUGAGUGCGAUUUUGCAGUGGUACAGUAUGGGUUUGAAAUCAGAACUGAGUUCGACCUGAGAGAAAACUGGGAUCCUCAUGCCACCCUCCAGAAAGUACUUGAUAUCGUGCAGGUGUGCAAUGUGACAAAAACAGCAUCUGCCAUGCAGCAUGUCCUGGAUUCCAUCUUCACUGAAAGUCAUGGGUCCCGCAAGGAUGCAGCCAAGGUCAUGAUUGUGCUUACAGAUGGGGAAAUACUCCUGGAUGAAAUGAAUUUGACAACAGUGAUAAAUUCACCCAAAAUGGCAGGAAUCAAGCGCUAUGCCAUUGGGGUGGGAGAUUCCUUCAAAAAACCAAAGGCCCUAAAUGAAUUGCGGCUAAUUGCAUCUGGUCCAGGUGACACUAAUGUAUUUCAGGUGACCAAUUAUUCAGCAUUAGAUGGGCUGCUUUCAACCCUGCAGCAGAGUAUUGUUGGUAUAGAAGGUACUCAGGGUGAUGCUCUGGAAUAUGAGCUUGCACAAGCUGGUUUCAGUGUGCAGAUCUUGGAUAAGCAAGUCUUAAUGUUUGGUGCGGUGGGGGCCUUUGACUGGUCUGGUGGAAUUCUGCUGUAUGAUCUGGCAACGAAGACUGCUGUUUUCCUGAAUGAAUCUAAAGAAGCAGCCAAAAAAGCAAAACACAGUUACCUAGGAUACAGCGUGGCCGUGGUACGCACAGAAUAUGGACCCUUGUACGUGGCUGGAGCCCCACGGCACAGCAUGACAGGGAAGGUGAUGGUGUUUCAGGACAGCCGAUUAAAACAAACCCUGCAAGGAGAACAGGUUGGAUCUUACUUUGGCUCUGAGCUUUGCCCGGUUGAUGUGAACCACGAUGGGGUGACAGAUCUUCUCCUUGUUGGAGCUCCAUUUUAUCAUAUUCAAGGGGAAGAAGGAAGGGUUUACGUCUAUCGCCUGGAGACAGAGACUGGUUCAUUCACCAUGAAAGGACACUUAAAUGUGCAGGUGACCUCUCCUUUUGCAAGAUUUGGGUUUACAGUGGCCACCAUUGGAGACAUCAAUGGGGAUGGAUAUGAGGAUAUUGCAGUUGGAGCCCCCCUUGAAGAUCACCUUUCAUACAGUUCCUCUUUUGGCAGCAUUUACAUCUUUAAUGGUGAUAAAGACAAGAUCAAGAGCUCUUUUUCUCAAAGAGUAAAAGCCUCUGAAAUUUCUUCAGGACUCCAGUAUUUUGGACAAUCCAUUGAUGGUGGCUUUGAUUUCACUAAUGAUGGCCUCCAAGAUAUUACAGUAGGAUCACUGGAGAAUGUGGUUGUGCUCCGCUCGAGAGCAGUUGUCCACUUUCUCACCAGCAUGAGAUUCAACCCUGAGAGAAUCCCAAUUUUCCAAAAUAACAGCAUUGUUACAGCAAAACUAUGUUUUGAUACAAUCUCAGCUUUACCAGUGUCUCAACAAGUGUUUUCAGAGUUAUACAUUCUCUACACGGUGGACUUAGAUGUGAAAAUGGUAAAGAAGAGAUUACAGUUUGAAGAUCAGAACAUGACAACGAGUGGAAAGCUGUUGGUCAGCAAGCACACGUGCUCCGAGCUGCAGCUUUACACGCUGCCGUGUGACUUUGACUGUUUUACCAAUGUUUUCCUGAGAGUUAAACACGAGCUCUAUAAGAAAAAUGAUAACACUGAGUUCGCUGUUCCUGUGCUGGAUAGAUACAAGCCAUCAGAAAUGCAUUUUCAGUUGCCUUACAAGAAGGACUGCAACAACAAGACUGUCUGUACUGCUCAUUUAACUUUGACAAGUCAGAUUCAAAGGGAAUUAGUGGUGGGGCACACUGAAGAAGUGACCAUGAACAUUUCGCUAACAAACAGUGGAGAUGACUCGUACAUGACAACUAUGGUCUUGAACUAUCCUAAAACCCUACAUUUUAAGAAGGUGACUGUUGAGCCAUCCUCUCCUGCUAUUCACUGUGGCCAACCAAUACCAUUAACUUCUGUAGUCUUAUCCUGUAACUGCAGAAUUGGCCAUCCAGUACUCAAGAAGACAACUGCAAAAUUUUCAGUGAUUUGGCAAUUAGAUGAAAGCAUAUUCCAAAAUAAGUCUGCAAUCACCAUUAAUAUCACCAAACCAGUUUCUUUAAUGUACAUGAAUGUUAGCAAAGGACUUCGUGAAAACAAAGAAUUCAAGUUUAAUAUAAAUGGAGAAAAUCGCUUUAACGCUACCAUCAAGUUACAGAUUUGGGUUCCUAUCAGUAUACAAGGUCACAACAUAAUAACGGUCAAAAGUGCAUCAGGAACACAGAAUUCGUAA
Pelecanus crispus (Dalmatian pelican) is the source of this 3493-nucleotide messenger RNA. NCBI's taxonomy places the organism in Eukaryota, Metazoa, Chordata, Aves, Pelecaniformes, Pelecanidae. The record is from RefSeq and is a predicted model, not a curated record.